AUGUCUCAAGGUCAAUGGGUUGCGAGGUCGGGAGGAAAGAAUGUUGAGGUGGCAAAGCCAAGGUUACGCAUUACGGUUCCAAGGUUUGACAACACGGAGCUUAUUGCAAGCUACUCCAAAACCUUAAUUGGUCGGUGUAUGAAUCCCCACAAGCAAGAUAUGAAGAUCUUGCUGUUCAUGCUCCCACGCAUUUGGAAUGUGGAGGGACGGGUAGCUGGUGUGGACCUCGGGUUGGGGAGGUUCCAGUUCGCCUUUGAUCUGGAGGAAGAUAUUGCGGAGGUGCUCAAGAUGGAGCCUUUCCAUUUUGAUUAUUGGAUGAUAUCCUUGGUGAGAUGGAGGCCUGUGUUGGAGCCAAACUACCCGUCAAAGAUCACUUUCUGGGUCAGGGUUCUUGACAUCCCAUUGCAGUUUCGUGCGGCAGAAACUUUCCAAAGCGUGGGAGAAGCUAUUGGUGUGGUGCAGGGCCCGGUGGACCUCGCUGGAGGAAGAGUUCGCGUGGAGGUAGAUGGCUUCAAACCUAUGGUUUUUUCGAUGGAGAUUGACUUUGAAGAAGGCGUGGAGAUAACGGUGGCUCUUCGGUACGAGAAGCUUUUUGGCUUUUGCAGAGAGUGUUCUAGGCUAACACAUGAGCAGGCUCGUUGCCCAAGUUUGAAAAAGGAGGAUACGGUAACGACGGUAGCUGGGGGAGCGGGGGAUGAAGGAACAGGGGAUGAUGGAUCCAAUGCUACAAGCUUCAGAGCUGCGGUAAUUCAUGGUUCUAAGACACAGGGAGAUAGGAGAGAUGGGCAGUCAAACCGGUCUCAGAUGGCUAAGGGUAUGGAUAAAGGUAAAGGCAUUGCUCGUCAAAAGCAAGGGCAUUAUAGGAAGGAGGAUGCGUACCACCCUUAUAGAGAAAAGUUUUUAAAGGGAUAUGGUGAAGGAUCUUCCUUCAAUGGAAAACAAUCAGGCUAUGGGGACAGAAGGAUGGGUGUACAGCUUAGGGGUCAACAUGAAGGUGAGACUCUAUCCAAAAACCCAACGAAGCUAAUGCUUGAUGCUUUUAAAGGGGUAAAACAUGGUUCUGUUAUGGAGGUUGCUCCGGUAGUAGCUCCGGACGAGAAGGGAUCUGGCUCCAAUGCACGCAAAGCUCUAUUUACUGAGGAUACGGUUCCUGUUGCUUCGUUGGUGGCUCAGGCGCAGGAAGACAAACUUGUGGAAGAGGCCAAGGUAAUGCGGGAACAAGGUGAGAUUGGUGAGGAGCUAAACGAGGUGGAUGAGCAGAUGUUGCACUCCCAGGCGCUAGAUGAGGCAAAUCUGAUGGUGGAGGGUGUGGUUCUGUCUGAUACCGAGUUGCUCCUGGAGGAUGGUGAGGAGUUAGAGGAUUGGGAACAAGGGGAGAUUAUGGAUUUUGCUGAGGAAGAGGAGACAAAAGUUGAGAAUCAAGAAGACCUCAAACAAAACGAUGUAGUUCAUGUCCAGAAGGAGGCGGAGGAGCAGAUGGUGGAGGAUACUGCUGAUGAGAAAGAAAUCAAGAAGAAAGGUGGUAAGCUUGAGUCAGGUGCGACAGGAGGACCGUCCAAGAAGCGUGGAGUGCCAGGGUUUGUUUCCCCUCGCAAGAAGCUCUUGGCUUUGGCUGCAGCAAAACAGGGAGAUAAAGCGAAGAAGGCUCCCCCAAAGCCAAAGCACUCGGCAGCUUAA
Messenger RNA from Raphanus sativus (radish), 1677 nucleotides. RefSeq lists its product as uncharacterized. The coding region runs from base 1 to 1677 and encodes 558 amino acids. The record is from RefSeq and is a predicted model, not a curated record. The transcript has a single exon. NCBI's taxonomy places the organism in Eukaryota, Viridiplantae, Streptophyta, Magnoliopsida, Brassicales, Brassicaceae.